Molecule: messenger RNA, 1890 nt
Organism: Aspergillus caelatus
Lineage: Eukaryota; Fungi; Ascomycota; Eurotiomycetes; Eurotiales; Aspergillaceae
Product: Zn(II)2Cys6 transcription factor
Exons: 3
Coding region: 106-1770 (554 amino acids)
Biological process (GO): positive regulation of transcription by RNA polymerase II
Cellular component (GO): nucleus
Molecular function (GO): transcription cis-regulatory region binding; zinc ion binding; DNA-binding transcription factor activity, RNA polymerase II-specific
Source: RefSeq, a predicted model, not a curated record
GCAGGAGGUAUCUAGCCGCUCGGAACGACGCACAUCAGGGCAUUGUGCGUCUAUUAGGGGAUAUCUUCCAGAUUGAAUGCAUGGAUAGGCCCUAAGUCAACUGAUAUGGCCUCGUUGGCAGAACAGUUGCCUCUACUAGACCCAGGAUUUGGUUCCAGUCCAUCCGAGAUGACACCUCGAACGAAAAACUACCGUCCACCUCGUCGACGACCGGCGCAUCUGCGCACAAAGACUGGCUGCCUUACAUGCAGGAAGAGGAAGAAGAAGUGCGACGAGACCCCGGGGACAUGCUCCAAUUGCGCCCGAAAAUGGCUUUCCUGUGAAUGGCCUGUGAACCUGCGUGGGAAUCAAAAGCACACCAGGCGUGAACACCCGUCGUCCACCAAAGCUCAUUUAGAACAUUCUCCUCAGCUUUCUAUCAAUGAAUGGCAUGCUAGCCAGCAUGCAUUUGUGGCAGACUAUGCGGCUGGCGCUUCUCCCUCUUGGGAUACCGAGGGAGAAAGGGAGGUGUUUCCUUCUCCCAUGGAAUCUAAUACACCAAACAGCCAAAAUGACUACAUGAUGACUCCUUAUAGCAGCUCUCCAUCUAUUCUCAAUUAUAUCUCCCCAUUGAUCUGUGUAUCACCCGCCAUAACCCCUGCCAGCGCUCCUUUGUUCGACUUUCUGAGGGCUGUCUUUCUGCCUCAGUUAAUCCGUCCAAUGGCACAUAAUACAGUCAUUAAAUGCGCGACCGGCGAAUCGUUAAUGCUAGCAUUACAUACUCCUUUCUACAUGCAUGCCCUUCUAGCAUGUUGUGGUGCAGAAAUACCGGUAGACGACAUGUGCUCGCAGGUACAUUUCCAGAAGCUUGCCCGCAUGCAUUACGUCAAAGCCAUAGCAGGACUACGUGAAAGUCUUGACAGCGGUAUUGUCGAUGCUGGGAACGCAGCAAUUAUUCGAACCUCACUUAUCUUGUGCAUCUAUGAGAGAUCAAAACCACGCCUCUCAAGGGGCGUGGAUGCCCAUAUCCUUGGCCUCGCACAGUUGAUUCAGCUACAUUUUCGACAUAAGCAAACAACGCCUGAACUUCAAUCGGAAGCAGAGACCAACACAGCCCGGGUGAUACUAGAAGCUUUUAUAUUCCAUGCGACAACGAGCAUUCCAUUUCAGCAAACGACGAAGCAGCCUGAGCCUGUCGAGGCCGCCCUUUCACUAGCAGAGACUAGACUCCAAGAAAUGUACAGAUGGAAGGUACCGGUUUACCCCGAGUCGCCUGUCCUCGGAGCGCCACCGAAGCUGUUUGUAUAUGCUCGAGAGAUCGCACUAAUGCAUGAGCGAUCCUCUGCCGAAGGCAUCGAUAUCGCAAGAUGCCACGAGUUACAACAGCUAUUGAGUCAAUUCAACCAGAGUGGGACUGAGGAGCUGUAUCCCUCGUCUAACGACGAUCGGUUGGUCACAAUUACACACACGCCGCUUCUCUUGGGUCCGAAACUAUAUAUUGUCGUUUCCAAUAUACUUUUGGAGCACAUGAUCAACAACAACUCCACCAUAGCUGGCGACUCUCUUCAAGAGUUAGUCUGCGAAGGUAUGCGUUUGGUUAACGAACUUGAUCCAUCGACAGACUAUUAUGCCGAGUACUACUGUUGGCCAAUGGUAGUCUUAGGAACCUAUACCACUGAUAGCGCACACCGAAAUUGUCUUGUGGCCCAGGCCACGGCCUUUUGGAAGGCGACGAGGAACGGGACGAUGAGACGGUUGGUGGAUAUGUUGACGACCUUGUGGCAGAUAUGAAACAAUACAAGAUACGAUCAAUUCCUGUGUACUUCUUAUUUAGAUUUGUCGGCAAUUAUAUUAACCCCAUCACUGGAUGAUGUAUAUAGUUCGACAACAGAACUUUCACUUGAGUCUGGC